Molecule: messenger RNA, 661 nt
Organism: Hyalella azteca
Lineage: Eukaryota; Metazoa; Arthropoda; Malacostraca; Amphipoda; Hyalellidae
Product: transmembrane protein 45A-like
Exons: 3
Coding region: 203-661 (152 amino acids)
Source: RefSeq, a predicted model, not a curated record
UUUAAAUGACGCAAUUUUUACUGAACAGCGUUAUUAAAAUUUUAUAGCAUGCAAACUGGGCUAAAUUCUACCUUCUUUGCAUUUUACUGUCAUAGAACAUAUUUUUAAUUGAACGUGGACCCAUUUAUAGAAAGUUUACUUGACCAUAACUUUUAUUGUAGUAUUUUAGGUUUCAAAAGGUGCAUCGGAUCAAAAUUUCAUCAUGGGCUCCUUUGUCGGGCACCUGGUACCGGGAAUAAUAGGUUUAUUGUUCUGUAUGCGUACUUUGUACAAUGUCUUGCUACGCUUCUAUCACUGUGAUAAAUAUUCACGCGUUAUGGCCGUCGACAGCGAAGACGCUAUGAGGUAUCGAUUUCGGUCCAGUCUCACCUACAAAACGUUCUUCUGUUCCAAUCUGCCGCUUGAAGAAUUUGUGAUAAUUGCCGCGGCCGUUAUCGGAACUGCCGCCGAACUGAUCUCUAAACUGCACUACGCUGACCCCUUCGUCAGCGUGGGCGGACAGCACUUAACUAUUUUUCUCUUCUUUGGAUUUGCUGCCGUUAUUUCUACGAUGAAGUUUUACGGAGUUCCGGUGCCGACUGACUGCGAGUACGCCUGCGCCGCUCUGGCGUUCGGCCUCGAGGGCUUCCUUCUGUACCACCACGCUUUUUUUAUUUAUUAA